CAAACCUUGAAUUAAGCAAUUAAUCCAGUGACAAAUAAAUUAAUUUGUUUAUCUAAUAUCGAAAGUGAAUUUAAAUAACUGCCUCUCGCCAUUACUAUUUGCGAAUAUUCACUACACGAAAAUAAAAGUGCAAAUAAACCAUCACAUCGAGAACCAGGAUGGCUGCUAAAACGAUUAAUAAAGUUGAGAUCAUCGCUGAGGGAAAUUGCAAAAACUCGGCUUAUGGGAGCAGUUUUCUCGAUGGCUUAAAUAAAAUGCGUGUCGAACAAAAGUACUGCGAUUUCACAUUGGAAGUAGACGGCGAUAUUGUGAAGGUACAUAAGGUAGCUGUUGCCAUUGGUUCGCCUUAUUUUGCAAGGAUGCUUGAGAAUGAUAUGGAGGAAAACAGAGCAGGAACGGUUAAGUUGGAGGCGACAGACUUGCGUACUAUAAAAGCGCUUAUUGAAUACGUGUACACCGGUAUCAUCACACUGACUGAAGAUAACGUUGAAGCAUUGCUCUCUGCAUCGGAUCGGUUCCAGAUUGAAUGGGUGAAGCUGGAGUGUGAGGAAUAUGUGAAACGUAAUCUGAACCCAGCAAACUGCUUGCGGAUCCUAAAAUUGUGUGAUACACCUACUUUUACGUCACUCUACGAUUCCGUUCACAAUUACAUCGUUGAUCACUUUGAUGAUUUAAUUGAAGUGGAAGAUUUACUGCUGCUGUCAUUUGAUGAGAUCGAGAAAGUAAUAAAAGACAACCAACUUAAUGUAAAAUCGGAGGACAAUGUUUAUAAAGCUAUGUUAAACUGGGUUAAACACGAUGCAAAUAAUCGAAAAGUUCAUCUGGCGGAGUUAAUGAGCCAUAUUACUUUACCUCUACUUAGCACUCAGUUCUUAAAAAGCCAAGUUUCUGCUGAACCUAUGCUUACAAAAGACCCAAGAUGUAAUGAACUGUUAGUGGAAGCUCUGUUUUAUAAGUUGACGUCAAUAGAGGAAGGAAAACCUUUGCCAGACAGUUCGAGGACCCGAAAAAGGACCGAACAUAUCAACGAAAUGUUUCAUGUAUUCCUUGUGGGUGGUUACGAUGACACCUCUGGGGCAGGACAUAGAAUGUGCAAAGUAUAUGAUAUUUCUAAAAACAAACUGGUCCCUAUCGCAUAUAUGAAUGAGGCGAGAUAUUAUAAUCCUACAAUCUCAUUAAACGGUGCCGUUUAUUCGGUGGGCGGAUAUGAGAGUAAGCGAACUGCAGAAUGUUACGAUCCAGUUACUAAGAGGUGGAAUUACAUUGCGUCAAUGAAUUAUGGUCGUCGGAAUUGUGGGAUUUGUACGCACAAUGAUUUGAUAUAUGUUGUUGCUGGAUUGAGCGCUUCAAGUGUUGAAAACUAUAAUGCGGCAACUGACCUGUGGCACUUGUGUGCAAAUAUACCCGCAGGAGGCUCUUCUGGGUACACUCGUUCAGCAGUGGUAGAAAAUAACAUUUACAGCGUAGUUGAUAUGCAGUCCGAUGACAUUAAGCUAUGUUUUCGCCUUGACCCUAGGGAAGGUCGGUGGGAUGAUGUAAAAGAAAUGGUAGAAGAAAGCUGUAAUUUUGACCUGGUGUCUUAUGGCCAUUCAUUGUUCUUUAUUGCAAACGAUUGCUGCAAGCGUCUCGACGUGCGUAUGAAUAAAUGGCACUCGAUGCCUUCCCCGCAGUUGGGAAGAUAUGGUUUUUCGGCGGUGAUAGCUGCUGAUGAAAUUUAUAUGUUCGGCGGUAGGACAUCCGUUUUGGCAAGACAAUGGAUUACGAGUGUAGAACGCUUUAAUAUUCGUACUAAUGUGUGGACUACAAUCGAAUCAAUGGAAAUUAAACACGCUAUGGGAGGGGCAGCAGUAGUCAGCGGUUGUUUUGAUUUUGAUGAAAUGUUAAAAGUUAUUCACGAUUCCUAUUAA
This is a messenger RNA of Glossina fuscipes, 1907 nucleotides long. Its product is annotated as kelch-like protein 17. The record is from RefSeq and is a predicted model, not a curated record. The transcript is spliced from 6 exons. Bases 159 to 1907 code for a protein of 582 amino acids. Gene Ontology annotation, molecular function: protein binding. Lineage: Eukaryota; Metazoa; Arthropoda; Insecta; Diptera; Glossinidae.